Wyeomyia smithii (pitcher-plant mosquito) is the source of this 2199-nucleotide messenger RNA. It is a transcript of the gene Gr43a, whose product is annotated as gustatory receptor for sugar taste 43a. The transcript has 13 exons. The record is from RefSeq and is a predicted model, not a curated record. Lineage: Eukaryota; Metazoa; Arthropoda; Insecta; Diptera; Culicidae. Gene Ontology annotation, cellular component: dendrite; membrane; neuronal cell body. The coding region runs from base 867 to 2189 and encodes 440 amino acids. Gene Ontology annotation, biological process: sensory perception of taste.
UUCCUAGAACUCGGACAUAAAUGAAAAUUUCAUAGCUAAUAACUCAUAAUCAAUUAUUAAACAAUCAAAUCCUGCUAUAUUGCAACGUUUUGAUAACUGACACAGCACAAAUGAUUAAAAAUACGUGUUCCGCUUGGUCAGCCACAGUGACGUUUUGAUAGUUUUCCAUUAACGGCUUAUAGAGAUUGGUUUGAUACUGUGGCACGUAAACAGGCUACUUAUUUCGCUCGCACGACAGCAACGGAAGUCUCUGAUACGAUGGAAUACAUGGUCCAACAUACCGCUCCAUACACGUGGUAUGAAGUGAAGGACUGUUUGUGACAAUAUAGCAAACAAUUUUGAAGUGGAAACGUAAAAAUAAAUCAGCACAACGAUAUAUCAACCCUCUAGAUGGCAUCUAAUCCUAUAAAAGCCAGUCCGAGUUUUUAAGCAUGGGGUAGUUUACGAAAGCAUCGGCUAUGCGCGAUGUGCGACUGAAAAAAUCGAAGUCUGCUUCGACGUCUAUGGUAUCUAGUCCAAUUGACUCAAUCAUUCAAUAACUAAUCUGAACUUCCAAGUGUUGAAAUUAAUCACUCCUGACUAGUGGCUUAAUUUGUGUGAUAACCGAGAAAAUUGCGAUACGGUUUACCGGAAUACCUUCGAAUAUCAGUUGGUAACACGAAAACGUGUGCCACAAAGCAAAUAUGUAUUAAGGAGAUGCUUUGAGUGCUGGUGAGAAGGCCGGUGUCCUGACCAUAGUGAAUCGCAUUAGUGCAGAAAAAUCCGUUAAAGUAACCAUCCAAUAACGAGGCAAUAAAGAUUUUUUUACAAUCUCGUUUAUGCUUUGCAUGCCAUGUUAUCCUCUCGAUAAAAAACGGUGAGACACGAUGGAGAUAUCGGAAUCGACGAAACUUGUGUUUUUUGUUAGUCGCAUAUUCGGUCUUGCUCCGUAUGUGGUAAAACGUACAUCCAAGGGACAAAUGGUGGACUACAAGCGAAAUCUGUUCCUGGUGAUUUACGGCCUAUGUGUCGUAUUCUGCUUAGCUGGAUUAACAUUCAAAGGGAUCUUUUUCGAUAUUAACUCGAAAAAGCCGAUACGUUUCGUUUUCAGGAUGAAAACGGCAACUUCGAAGGUGGUCACUACAUUGGACGUUUCGGUGGUAGUUUCGGCAUGUAUAUGUGGAGUGUUUUGUGGCAUAUAUGGACUUCCGUUUGUUAGGGAACUAAAUCAGCGUUUGAACGAGGCAGACGACAUGCUUUCAAUGUACAUUUCUGCUGGUAGCCAUGAGAAGAAAAAAUGGAAAGGUCUAACGAUGAUGGCCCUGGUCGGUGUAACUAUCACAGGUGCUCUGGCUCUCGACAUUUGGGUUUGGUAUCGGAUAGCUGAUAAAAUAAAGAAGGAAAAUCAGGACUCGGGUGCCAACGUAUUGGGAUAUUGUCCAUUUUAUGCUCUGUAUUAUAUAUUGAUGAUGUUCCAUAUUUUAUUUGCGCAAUCUGCAUUGGGAAUAAGUAACCGGUUUCGUCGCCUGAACGUGGCUCUCUAUCACGCUUUUCCGGAGUUCAACAAAACUCCUAUAAUUGAAAUAACAUCGGUGUCUUCCACCAACAAUGCUUCGGAACGGCUGGAUAAUAUCACCGAGCAGAAACUGGGGUUAACCACCAUUUCCCAUGCAAUUACUCAUCCUCGACCAUCUAUAAAUAAUGUAAUUGAAGAUUUGGCCUACAUUCACGCGUCAAUGUCCACUGGAGUAAUGCUAGUUUCUAAUACAUUCGGUGUUGCCCUGUUAGCUGUUUUAGGAUCGUGCUUGCUCCAUUUGGUGGCGACAUCUUACUUUUUGAUGGUAGAGCUUGUUGGUGAUAAGGAUGCUGUGUUUUCCUGGAUUCAGGCGCUCUGGUUGUUUAUACACACUUUUCGUUUUUUGCUCACUGUUGAACCAUGCCACAUCACCAAUGUCGAGUCUAGACGAACCAUGACCAUCGUCUGUAAUUUGAUGCGAACCUGCAAGGAUUCGUCUGCAAAAGACCGGUUGGAAACUUUUUGGCGCCAGCUUGUUGGUAAUAAUUCCACUUUCACGGCAUGCGGUUUAUGCUCAAUCGAUAGACACAUUAUAACAUCGUACUGUGGAGCCAUUACAACCUAUCUUGUCAUUUUAAUACAAUUUAAAGAAGCUGAUGAUAAACCGAUAAGGACUAUUCAACGAGCGCUAUAAUUACUGAUGG